Molecule: messenger RNA, 2814 nt
Organism: Mytilus californianus (California mussel)
Lineage: Eukaryota; Metazoa; Mollusca; Bivalvia; Mytilida; Mytilidae
Product: agrin-like
Exons: 24
Coding region: 78-2735 (885 amino acids)
Molecular function (GO): protein binding
Source: RefSeq, a predicted model, not a curated record
CACAGAAGAAAGGACAUUUUGUACCCUGUCAGAGUUUCAGAUCAUUGGGAAGGAAAGUUGAUCACACCUGUUAAAAGAUGAACGUCUACAUAACAAGUUUAAUCGUCCUUUGUAGUAACAUAUUUGUGUUAUCGUCUGCGGCAUGGAGGCCGCGAAAAUAUGGUUAUAAUCCAUGUAACCAUUAUUCUGGACCUGUUUGUGGUACAAAUGGCAAAACAUAUUACAGUGAAUGUCAAGCUGUUAAUUCGAAUGUAAAAGUAAAUUGCGUCAAAAGAUGUCCAUGUAAGAAGCCCUGCGUAUGUAGUAAAGUGUACCGUCCAGUUUGUGGAUCAGAUGGUAAAACGUAUGGCAAUGCAUGUAUGGCAAAGUGUGAGAAAGUAAAAGUAAAAUGCAACAGAAAAUGCCCAUGUGUAAAACCUUGCAUUUGUACUAAAAUUUUCAAACCAGUUUGCGGAGUGGAUGGCAAUACCUAUAGCAAUGAAUGCACAGCAAAAUGCAAAAAAGUCAAAGUACGAUGUCAGGGUUCUUGUCCUUGUAAGAAGCCAUGUACAUGUCCACGUACAUUAGCCCCAGUAUGUGGAACAAAUGGAAAACAAUACAGAAACAAAUGUUUAGCAAAAUGCGAAAACGUUAAAGUUGAUUGCCACGGUAAAUGUCCAUGCUCUUGUAUUAAUAAAUGUCCCCCUAAAGGAAAACCAAGUUGUGGUGGAGAUGGCAUUACAUAUAUUACAGACUGCCAUGCAAAGUGUGCGGGUCAGAAGAUACAAUGUAGAAAGUCCUGUCCUUGUCCAAAGGUAUGCAAAUGUUCCAAAGAAUACAGUCCUGUUUGUGGCGUAGACACCAAAACAUAUGUCAAUUCAUGCGUUGCAAAAUGCAAGAAAAUCAAAGUAUUAUGUAACAAACGAUGUCCUUGUAAUUGUGAAGAUAGUUGUUCACCAUCGUCUACCAGUCCAGUGUGUGGGAGGGAUGCCAAAACAUAUCAAUCAAAAUGCCAUGCGGCAUGCAAGAAAGUUGUGGUAAAAUGUAACGGAAAAUGUCCCUGUCCUUGCACAACAAACUGCAAGCCAAGCGGACCAAAAGUGUGCGGAGUUAAUGACAAGGAGUAUAGGAAUGCAUGUUUUGCCAAAUGCUCUAAAGUUGCUGUAAAAUGUACAGGAAAGUGUCCAUGUUCGUGUGAAAGCCAAUGUCCUCAGACUAUUCAACCAGUAUGUGGUGCUGAUGGGCAGGAGUAUGCAACUGAAUGUCAUGCUGAAUGCGCUGAUGUUGAUGUACAGUGUCAAGGGAAAUGUCCAUGUUCGUGUGAAAGUCAAUGUCCACAGACGGUUAGUCCAGUUUGUGGUGCUAAUGGACAGGAGUAUUCAUCGGAAUGUCAUGCCAAGUGCGCUAAAGUGGCUGUUAAGUGUACAGGAAGCUGUCCGUGUUCCUGUGAAAGCCAGUGUCCCAAAAUUAACCGACCCGUUUGUGGAGUUGACGGAAAACAAUAUGUAAACAAAUGCCUUGCGAAAUGCAAAAAUAUCAAAAUACGAUGUAAUAAACGUUGUCCGUGUGCUUGUGAAGAUAGUUGUCCAGCAGGACCUGCUACUAAAUCUGUGUGUGGGAAUGAUGGAAUAACGUAUAAAUCAAAAUGCCAUGCAGCAUGCAAAAAAACAGCUGUUGAAUGUAACCAAGCAUGUCCUUGCCCAUGUGUCUGUCCAGUCGACAACAAACCAGUAUGUUCUACAGACUCAACUACAUACAGCAAUGCCUGUGAAGCUAACUGCAAUAAAGCUACAAUAGAAUGUAAACAAGCCUGCCCAUGUACUCCUUGUGGAUGUCCUCAACCGAAAAGUAACGAUUUGUUUUGUGGCAAAGAUGAAAUUACCUACCCUACCAUAUGUUUUGCCAAGUGCAGUAAAACAGAGGUAGCGUGUAAAGGGAGCUGUCCUUGUUCGUGCGAAAGUAAAUGUCCAAGCGGUGGUCGUCCUGUCUGUGGGCAGGAUGGAAAAGUGUUUAAAACAUAUCCGAACAAAUGCCACGCUGAUUGUGCAAAAGUAGCAGUUAAGUGUUCCGGAAAGUGUCCAUGUUCAUGUGAAAGUCAGUGCCCAGCGAAUGCACAGAAGGUCUGUGGUAAAGAUGAAAAGACCUACGCAUCUAAAUGUCUUGCUGUCUGUGCAGGAACAACUGUUGAAUGUAACCAUGCUUGUCCCUGUCCAUGCAAUUGUCCAGCAGAAAACAAACCAGUUUGUGCUACAGACGCAACUACAUACAACAAUGAAUGUGAGGCUACAUGCAAUAAGGCUACAAUAGAAUGUAAAACACCUUGUCCGUGUACUCCAUGUGGAUGUCCCAUGCCGACAAAUAACGAUUUGGUUUGUGGUAAAGAUAAUAAUGUCUACCCUACUGUAUGUUUUGCCAAAUGCAGUAAAACAGAGGUAGCAUGUAAAGGUCCUUGUCCAUGUUCAUGUGAGAGUAAAUGUCCAAGUGGUGGAAGGCAUGUUUGUGGUGUGGUUGGUAGGGUACAUAAAACAUAUCCAAACAAAUGUGCUGCUGAUUGUGCUAAAGCCACAGUAAAAUGCCAAUCAAAGUGUCCAUGUACAAAUGGUAAAACGAUAGCAGAAUGCGAAAAUUCAUGUCCACAUUUCCGGUUUCCUGUUUGUGGACUUCUUUCUAACACCAAAUAUCUGAACCAUUGCGUGGCUAAGUGCAUGGGAGAGGACUUUGUGCAUUGUAAAGGUUCUAAAUUUUACGAGGAUUAAUAAAACAGGACCUGAGCGUUUGUUAAUAAAUUUGUAUAUACAAAAUAUUUAUUUAUUUUGAAAUAAAUGGCUGGAUGUC